Cladophialophora immunda is the source of this 2751-nucleotide messenger RNA. RefSeq lists its product as uncharacterized. Bases 152 to 622 code for a protein of 156 amino acids. The record is from RefSeq and is a predicted model, not a curated record. Lineage: Eukaryota; Fungi; Ascomycota; Eurotiomycetes; Chaetothyriales; Herpotrichiellaceae. The transcript has a single exon.
GGACACUUUGCAAUGAACAAUAAUAAUAUGGAGUACCUAAUUACGAAUGUCGGUCCCAGAGGGAGCACGAGCCCCCGAAGGCUUCCAUCCCCCUUUGUCAUGAAGAAUGCAUUUUGCCUUCAUAACUCGACUCUGACAAUCCCCGUUCUGGAUGCCAUAUCCGGGCACCUACAAAGACAAUCCUGCUCCCGAGUUCCGUGGUUAUUUCCUUUGUGAUAGGGCAAUGCAGCGACUGCCUCACGCAACUCGUCUUAACUGUGUCUCCGAUCCCAGGUGCCCUGCAUUCAUUUCAAGAGCUGACAAGUCAAGGAAUCCUAAUCAUUGGGCCUGGACAUUGGAGGCACAGGAUGAAAAUCUCUCACUUGGGUCCUUAUCGUUGUUGCUCGAUGCUCUUCUGGCUGAGUCAACCUUACGAGUUCACCCGCAGGUCCCAUUGAUAGCCCGAAGUGACCUUGGGAUGGUGGUACAGCACAGUCCUCCCCCUGGAAGCUUACCCCGCAAAACUGGGAAUCCUGGACGGAUGGCAAAGUUCGUCGCCGGCCAUGAACCCAUGGAUUUUAAUCCCAGAAUCUGCAACGACGACGACGGUGCCUUCCACAACUUGUCACCGCGGUACUUGUAGUCGUCCUCCGUGAUGUCUUCCAUCCUACAAAGAAGGACCGAGGAGCGAGGUGCUUCGUAUUCCAUACAGUCUCUGCCACCACACUCGACGAGCUGAGGUCAUGUGAUUGCAACCAUUCGCAUCGCAAAGGCCCACCCAGACGGCCCCAAGAAGGAUUCAAGCAAGGAGGUUAUCUCGCUUUGCUUCGACCAGUUUCCAAGGGUUUCCAAGCAUUCAAGCCCUCCGUGCUCUGUCCAGCGAAUCCGGUCCCGGAAUAGGGAGCUGUCAAAAACCUGUCAACGGCAGUGGCAUGUUUAUCUGAUCGGCGGUCUUGUUCCAAGCGACAUUAGGCUUACGAAACAUAGAUCCAAUGAUGUCCCAGAGAAAACAGGGGAUGACCACGUGAAAUGAUAAGCUACUAUUGGCAGAUGCUGGGUUUGAGAACUCGGGGGUCAUCUCGGAUAAUCCCAAGGAAGUCGAAGCACUGACACUGGAGGUUUCGGCAGUGUCAUUGAGAUGCCUUGCUGAUGUUUCAGCCAGACGUCGCUUUGGCAAUCCAAGGCACCCACAAGGCAAGAGACCCAGUCUUUCGACGGGGCAGAGAGCAUUCAUCGUCAAUGAGCGUCAACCGAGCCGUGCUGUAAAUUACACAGACCAACAUGUCGCCGUAUCUCGAUCAUUGACCCAACAAAAGACAGACUGGACUGCUAUUCGAUACUUGCCAUUUUGCCCAAAAGUCGGUGAAAAGGCAGUGCAAUUUCAACCUCCUUCAAUGGCUCUUUCAGUGGCACUCUGGUGCUGUUACAGUGCCUGUCUCGGUGCAGUCUAAUGCAGCCAGCGGGCACUUGAGAUGCAGAAGCCUGCAUAAGCUCAGCAGGAGGGGUUCUCCAUUCCGCCUCCGCUUCGAUUUUGGGCUGGGCGACCGCCGAUGAAGGGCUCCAGGCCCGUUUGGAUGCUGGCGCCUCGGAAAAGAGGCCAAGUCAUUCAGACCUGAUUGGCGCCAGCGGAGAAAGGGCACUCGUCACCCACUGGCAAAGGGCCACGAAACGUCCAGUUAUCGACCUGCUUGCAACAAUGCCAUGGCUGUUGCCAAUCCCGUUGUGGUGGUCGUCGCCCUGCACUAGGUAAAGCCAACCGCCGAAAGCCUUGAAGCUUUCCAUUAUUGGUCUGUCAGACUAUUGAACACUUUGCAUUGGCCAACGUCGGGCCGAAGCAACACUCGCGCAGCUCUCGAGACUGGUACCCCUCUCCCCGACCUCGUCACUCCACCAGGGCGUCGAUCUCGGACCUGAAAUCUUUGGCUAUGAGGUUCGCGUUGAGAGCAGAUCCACAGAGCAAAGCGUCUGCUCUAACAACCAUCACUACUACCGUGGCACCUGAGAGGAGAAUUGGGCUUCACAAGAAUUCGUUCGGAGUAAUGAUUGACACGUUUUCGAGGAGGUUGGCCCCCGUUUUCUUGGAUUGAGUGGCAUCUGAAAUUCUCCGGCUACUCGACGGCCAUACUCCUCCAGAUUCCGACAGGCAGGGAGCUUCGAGUCCUCUCCCUACUUGUCAUCCAAAUAGAGACAUCCUUCGAUACCACGGUCCGGCUCUGUAACAGGAUUGCUCCACACAAGAGUGCAAUACUCUUGAGAUUUGGCGAGCGUCACGGAGUCUGUCAUCAUGUUGGCAACGCUUCUCCUCUGCCACAACGAUUCCACGUCUUCAAUGGUUCCACGCCUUCCAUGUUGCUUUCGCAUACGUGCCACCGCAUUGCAUUGAUGGCAGCAAGGUGCAGAAAGCCCAACCUUGAAGGCCCUCCAUUCAGAUCAUUCUCCGGUAGGUUUUCGAGAUCUUCCAAAACCCUUAGUGCAGAAUUUGGAGAGCCUCGUCUGGUGAGGCCCUAAGCGAACCCACCCAGCGGCUGUUCCCAUACACCAUCCGUGUUCUAGCGUUUCCUGCUCAGACAUGGCGGUAUAUACACCGCCAUGUUGCAAUUUCUUCCACCUUCAAGAUUCGCUGGUCUUUUCCUUUCUCGUUGCCGAAAUUCAGGAAGUUUUGCGUUGGUGCUGCAGCGUGCAUGAACAACAUCGAGGUGGCUGAAAGAUGCAGAUCUCGAUUGCCUACGAGUUUCUGUGCUGAUUGGAUGAGGAGAGAGACCGCAAUCGCAC